AUGUCGAUCCUCACCUGGAUCAAGGACGUGAUCGGUUUGGGCACGCUGCCGAGCCCACCUUACUCGCCAGCUCAACUCUACUCGAUCGUGCUGGCGAGUUUCAAAGCGUGGCCGUUUCUCAUACCUGUCCUAUCGCUCAUCAACGCGCCUCAUGGCAGGUUCGCGUUCGAUAGCCUGCUCAACAUCAACGGCAAUCUGGGCUGGUUUAUCAUGGAGAUUCCUUCGCCCAUCUUUGUGCUGCUUGGUGCGCUCUCCAAGCCGCUCUCAGCUUCGGUGGUCAAAGGAUCCGGAGAAAUCUUUCCGCCGUUGUCGGAGCUCUUCUCGCCUUCGAUCAAGCAUUUCUUGGCUCUGCCAUCGGCCAAUCAGGUGCUGGUGGUGAUGUUCUUGAUUCACUACUCGCAUCGUGCCGUGUUGCAGCCAUUGAGGUCGCCCAAGCGCUCGCCGCUGCAUAUUUCGGUGCCGCUGUCAGCAGUGGCGUUCAACUUGAUCAAUGGCUUCGUGAUGGGUAGCUGGCUUGGUGGAAGGACUCCCUGGUCCGCACUUCCGCAACCUGCCGUUGCUUCGGCUGCUCUCGCCGCUGUCAGCGCAAAGGCAGGCAACACAGCUUCAGCACUUGCUGCGUCAGAGCUCACGCGAAAGCUCAUUUCCACAGGAGCCGCAGAUGCAGUGGGAAUCGAUGCACCUGGUCUUAUCUCGAAUUCGGUGUGGAAGAGCCCCCUCUGGUAUUUGGGUCUGGCAGGCUGGGCGAUCGGGUUUGCCGGAAACGUCAUGCACGACGAAAUCCUGAUGAACAUUCGCAAGCCUAACAAGCAAGCGCAGUCAUUCCAAAAGCGCUUCGACGACAAGACGAGUGUGUGCAAAGGCACUUCCAAGUACUCGAUCCCGCGCGGAGGUAUGUUUGAAUACAUUUCAUUCCCCAACUACCUGUGCGAAUGGUUCGAGUGGCUCUCAUUUGCAUUCGCCGCCAUCCACUCGUUGCCCAUCUUUACCCAUCUCAGCAUCAAGGACGCCAUCGCAACAGCACUUUCGACACCACCCUGUCUCUUUCCCUUUGUGCUCAUUUGCCUUAUGGCUCCUAGAGCUACCAACGGUCACAAGUGGUACAAGAGGACAUUCGGCGACAAGUUCCCACGCGAACGCAAGGCAAUCAUCCCUUUUGUCUUUUAA
Messenger RNA from Mycosarcoma maydis (corn smut), 1167 nucleotides. RefSeq names its product steroid 5alpha-reductase. The record is from RefSeq and is a predicted model, not a curated record. Gene Ontology annotation, molecular function: oxidoreductase activity, acting on the CH-CH group of donors. The transcript has a single exon. NCBI's taxonomy places the organism in Eukaryota, Fungi, Basidiomycota, Ustilaginomycetes, Ustilaginales. The coding region runs from base 1 to 1167 and encodes 388 amino acids. Gene Ontology annotation, biological process: lipid metabolic process.